Rotaria sp. Silwood1 is the source of this 981-nucleotide messenger RNA. The record is from the annotation of a GenBank genome assembly. NCBI's taxonomy places the organism in Eukaryota, Metazoa, Rotifera, Eurotatoria, Philodinida, Philodinidae.
AUGAAUGAUGUGAAUACCUGUGAAAUUAUUUUAUGGUCCGAACAAGCAGCAAAAAUAAUGAAACCUCUCUUUUAUAUAUGUAUUAUAGCAACAAUCGUUCAUGUUCUUUUUUGGAUUCAACUAGUUGCAUUUCCAACGGUUCCUCGAUGGUCAAUGCAAUGGUUGUAUGCUUAUUUAACUACUGAUUUAUUAUUAUUAGUUCGAUUCUUUUUACUCUACAUUUAUCGUUGGUGGCCAAUAUGUGUACCACGUCUUUUUCAUACCAUCAUUUGUUAUGGUGAAGCCAUCUUUGAUAAUUAUCUAAAUCUUUUGCAGAGUUAUAUUCUUUUGACAUUGAACAUCUGUCGAUAUUUACAGAUUGCUCACAACCAUAAUGUUUACUCAUCAAAUCGUCGUACAAUAAUGCUUGUUCAUUUUCUUAUUUAUUUUUUACCAUUAUUCAGUCAUAUAAUAGCAGUUAAAUUCGGUUGGACCAUACUUCAAAAUCCACCAGGUGAUGUAUGUGAUUUAUUGCCUAUUUCAUUUGCUAUUAAGAUCAUAUUUCUUCUCCUAUCCUAUUUUAUACCAGUUUCGCUUACAUUAGUAUUUCUUUCACUCAGUCUCAAUUAUGUUCGUAAUACAGAUGGUAUUAGAACACAACAAAUAGUCGAUGCAAGACAGAAAUAUCAUCGUCAAUUAGUGAUACAAUCAAGUGUAUUUUAUUCGCUUUGGAUUUUAUUAUGGUCGCCACAUAUUCUUGUCUUUCCAUUCUAUUACAAGAAUAGUACAAUUGGCACUAUCGCACAAAAAUUAAAUUAUAUUAGUAUAACGUUGGAUCCUAUAAUAAUAGCUGCACUUGAUGUAAGGUUUCUACAAGGAUGGCGAUUGACAGGUGGUUAUUUGAAAAAAUAUGUGAAACGACGACAAUCGAUACGAGUUCCAGUGAUGUUAUCGGUAAAUUCUUUCGAUCAAGCUAUUGAAAUAAAUGACGAAAAUAAAUAA